CACAUACAACCAUUUUCAAGCUUGUAAUAUGCAAUACAUCAAAGCAUCAUCCAUGCGUACGCCCGGUCUUGGGUUCUUAGUCCUAAUUUCGCAGCCACAGCGCCACGUACGACUUCCCGUACGAGAGCUGGGAGCUAAGGUACUAGAUAAGCACGAUCCAGCAUCGUAACCCAUUAUUAAGUAUUUUUCCACCUUGAAUUCAUAUUGAAGCUGUACGCUACAUCCCGCGGGGUUUCAUUUACUCCACCUACUCUUCAGCCUCACCUCCCUCUUCUCUCAAACAAAGCCCCACCAUGUCGACGCCGAAAUCUCCAGCUUCAAAACCCGCACGUCACCGGUUCCCACUGAUUAUAAGGUUGUUCAAACCGAGUGACUAUAGAAUAUCGACCUGGUUACUGCUAGGCGGUACUCUUCAGUGCCUUCUUCUAGCAGCGCUCCCCAGAAACAUCGCUUUCCUCCCUCCGAUUCUUCUUCUUGCAUUCAGAGCCCUGCGCGGCUAUCUCCAGGCGACAGGAUACCUUCAUAACCCGCUAACAGAUGGCGUGAAUUACGGGCGUUCAACUUCACAGUAUCCGUCUGCCGACGGUACGGAUGCAGUCAAGCCUUCCCAGGACACGAUCGUUAUCCUCUUGCUCUGUGUAUCGUUUUCGCAUCCGAACGGGGCGUUCUCGCAUGGUUCACCGAUAAUAGGAAAGUAUUUCAGGCAGAUGUGGCGUGAUGCAAAUGCACAGAGAGAAAAAUACGGUUAUCUAGGCAACAUGCCUCCGCUCGUGGUCGAGAAAGACAAAUCAGAAACGUACGGACCUCGAAACGGCGACGACCAGGGCAAAACAAUGGUGUUUAUCAGUUACUGGAAGACGCUCGACGGACUGCACUCAUUCGCGCACUCAGAAGCGCACAUGAAGGGCUGGCUGUGGUGGGAUCGCGGUGCGGGAGCAAAGUAUAAACAUAUCGGGAUUGGGCAUGAGGUUUAUGAGGCUCCGGCGGGCCAUUGGGAGAAUAUAUAUCACAAUUUCAGGCCGUUUGGACUAGCAAACGCGAAGUUUCCUGUAAACACUGAGGGAGAGAAGGAAGGGGAGGGAAAGGUGCGAUGGGUAAGUGGGCUGAGGCCUGUGACGGGGAAAGAGUGGAAGGGAAUGGAAGUAAGAAUGGGAAGAGCACCGGGAAGGGUAGAAUUAGUGAAAGCAGCACCGUUAUAAUUGCUGUUCGGAAGUGGUUAAGGUUGGAGGAUGAAUUAGGUUGGUCGUACUAAUGUCUACAAUUCAGUGGUCGACACUCAAGCAUAGAACCUCUUUUCG
Molecule: messenger RNA, 1298 nt
Organism: Westerdykella ornata
Lineage: Eukaryota; Fungi; Ascomycota; Dothideomycetes; Pleosporales; Sporormiaceae
Exons: 3
Coding region: 294-1199 (301 amino acids)
Source: RefSeq, a predicted model, not a curated record